AUGGAGUUGGGUAAGUGGGCUGGGGGGGGGGGGGGGGGGGGGGGGGGGGGGGGGGGGGGGGGGGGGGGGGGGGGGGGGGGGGGGGGGGGGGGGGGGGGGGGGGGGGGGGGGGGGGGGGGGGGGGGGGGGGGGGGGGGGGGGGGGGGGGGGGGGGGGGGGGGGGGGGGGGGGGGGGGGGGGGGGGGGGGGGGGGGGGGGGGGGGGGGGGGGGGGGGGGGGGGGGGGGGGGGGGGGGGGGGGGGGGGGGGGGGGGGGGGGGGGGGGGGGGGGGGGGCUAACUGA
Messenger RNA from Dicrocoelium dendriticum, 282 nucleotides. The record is from the annotation of a GenBank genome assembly. NCBI's taxonomy places the organism in Eukaryota, Metazoa, Platyhelminthes, Trematoda, Plagiorchiida, Dicrocoeliidae.